AUGAAUAUAUCUUCCAGCAAUGAUUCUGUACAUCAAUCUAUUCGUUCAUUUUAAUAUUCUUCUGAAGGAUCAAGAUUUUCAUCUUCUUUAAUAUAAAAGUUCUCAUACAAUCCAAAUGGUGCUCCCUAUCCUGUGAAUGAUUUAAAAAUAUUAUUAUUAUUAUCAUUAUUCUACUAGAUAAAAUUUUAAUUAUUAAUUCUAGGCUGUUGUUCUUGUAUUUGUCCUUUAAAAUAAUUGAAUACAAUAUGUUCAUCAUCCUAAGAAUGUUCAUUGAGAGGUCCUUUUUUAAGCUUAAGAAAAGAUUGCAUUGAUUACUUCAAGAUUUAUAUAAUGAAAAAUAUAGUAUUAAUAUAAAAUAUAUAUAUAUAAUUAAAAGUGAUUCAUAUAAUUAAAUUAUUAAAUUAUUAUUUUGAACUUAAAUUUCCCAAUUAUUUAACAUUUACUACAAUUACGAUUUCAAAUAAACUUGGCCAACCCAGUAUUGAUGAAUCAUUUGAAGUUAGAGAUAACAACAUAUUUGUUAGUAGAAUUACUCAUUUAUUUUAAGAAAAAUCAAUAUUUAGAGAUACAAUUAUUAAAGAGUAUGAAAAGAUUAAUUUUGAGGAUUGUUUUAAUUAUGUUUAUUUUUGUGUCGAUGGUUGUUUUUAUGUUAUUAGAGAACUUGUUUAGGUUGCUAUUUUGGAUGGAUAUAUUAAAAAUAUACUUUUACAUGAUAAAGAGUCUCUCUAAUAAAUAUAUAAAGUUAAAAUACUAUUGUUUUAUCUGAACCUAUUUGUUUUGAUUAUAUUGAAGAAUGUUAAAAAAUGCUUAUAGGGAAGUUUUAUUUUAUGUAUAAUGUUUAUAAAUAAUGGCCAAAGUAAGUAAGAUUGAUAUAAUUAAAAGAAAAGUUGAUAUGAAAAAGAAAGAAAGAAAAAGCAGUUCUUAAAUUAAUACUUCACGUCUUAGGAUUUAUUUAUCUAUUGGAAUUAAAUGCUUCUCAUGA
This is a messenger RNA of Paramecium sonneborni, 982 nucleotides long. NCBI's taxonomy places the organism in Eukaryota, Ciliophora, Oligohymenophorea, Peniculida, Parameciidae. The record is from the annotation of a GenBank genome assembly.